This is a messenger RNA of Arctia plantaginis, 1731 nucleotides long. The record is from the annotation of a GenBank genome assembly. Lineage: Eukaryota; Metazoa; Arthropoda; Insecta; Lepidoptera; Erebidae.
AUGGAGACGGCAAUUUUGAACAGUAUGUGCCGGUGUUGUGCAUCAGAGGGUGUUUUUAAAGACGUUAAAACUUCUUAUACAUGGAUGGGCGAAGAAGAAGUCUACGCCGACAUGUUGCGAGAAAUUUUCGCCAUAAGCUUGAGUACUUCGGACAACGGCGAGGAUGGUGGCAUAUGCGAGGUUUGCAUCACACAGCUGCGUAACGCAGCCAACUUUAAGAAACAAGUACUGCAUACCGAGGAGCAAUUUAAGAAGCAUGUCAACCACAAGCUUUUUAAACCGAGCAUAGUGAAGGUGGAAGCCCUAGUGGAAGAUGAUAACGAUUCCGAUGACAACAAUAUGUCGGCCGAAGAGGGAUAUUCCGGAACAGAAUUCGAAAUACCAAUAAAGACAGAAACGGAAGAGCCAAAACCAAGGAAACGAGCAGCAGCAGCUAAAGCAACCACAUCUCGAGCAAAAAAAGCUAAGAGUGACAACGGCGAGUCAUCCUCGAAACGAACGGACGAGGAAGCGCCCAAACGCAGAAAAAGGAAAAAGAAAUCGGACGAAAGCGCGACGCCAGAACGCGUUGAGCACAGGGUCAACCUUACUGCCAUACUACAGUACUCCAACGCUAGUCCUUUCAGGGACAAGACGAUCAGAGGCUUCUCCUGCCUCUACUGCGCUAACUACUUCCCUGAUAUCGAAGAACUGCGAAAGCAUACAGCCCAAAAAUCUGAAAAAGACAAAAUUAACACUAUCAUAGAUUAUAAACUUAGCUAUAAUCCUAUCAAAGUAGAUAUUACUAACCUUCGUUGUACAGUGUGCAAUUUAGAAAUGAGGGACCUCACAGAUCUCAAGGACCACCUCGUCUCUGUCCACAAUAAGACUAUUCACAAGCAUAUUAAAGACAUAAUUCUUCCCUUUCGUUUGGAGAACGGGCACAAUUUUACUUGUGUCAUUUGUUCAGUAGUACACAUAUCCUUUAAAAAUCUUUACCAUCAUAUGAGCAGCCAUUACAGAAACUACUGCUGCAAGAAGUGCGGAGCUGGAUACAUAACUAUUGCAGCGUUAAGAAAACACGGAAAAACUCAUGCCCAGGGUAUAUUCCCAUGUGAUUACUGCGAUAAAUCUUAUACUUCUCUUACAAAGAAACGAAAUCACGAAAAAGGUGUUCACACAGGAGGUUGGCUGCGAAACAAAUGUCCGCAUUGCCCAGAAAUAUUUGUUAGCUACUACGAUAGGAGCGAACAUCUCGUGAAAGAACACAACCAGGCUCCAGUAAUAUAUCCUUGUAACGCCUGCAAUAAGACUUAUAAAAAGAAAUUUGAGUUGAACAGACAUAUCAAACAUCAUCACUUGCAACAAAGGAGCUAUCUAUGCGAUAAGUGCAAUGCUAAGUUCUUUUCUAAGAGAGGAUUAGUAGAUCAUCUAUCUAGACACACGGGCGGUGAGGUUUGCUCCUGUGACGUUUGCGGCAAAACGUUUUCCAGAGCUCGAACUUUGAAGGAACACAUGAAAAUCCAUGGAGACGAUAAACGAUUCCAGUGCGAAAUUUGUAAGAAGACCUUCAUGCAGAAAUGCAGCUUGAAGAGCCACGUGCGGCUGCAUCAAGACGAUUUAGAUAUAUUUAAGGAAUUUGAUGAUGUUAAACAUUUAAUAGACAACAGAGAGUUGACCUUGAAACAGAUUGCUGCUGAGAGCAAGCGGAAGGCGCAAGCAGAGAAAAUGAAAGAACAAUCUUUUGUUUAG